Messenger RNA from Pedinophyceae sp. YPF-701, 1350 nucleotides. Lineage: Eukaryota; Viridiplantae; Chlorophyta; Pedinophyceae. The record is from the annotation of a GenBank genome assembly.
AUGAGUCAGCGAGACCUGAAGAAGGAGGUCGUGAUCGAGCUCGUGUUCGCGGGGAUAUCGAUCGGAGUCGGCAUAUGGGGAAUCUGGAUGAUGAAGAACAUCCUGGACCCCGACCGCGACAAGAAGCGUCGCGUCCAAGGCAUCAACAAGGCGAUGAAAGAGACCUUCCCUGACCGCGAGGUGGCGCGCGUCGGACUCACGCCGCACGAGGCCGACCUCGUCGCGCGCGGGGCCAUCAUGACCCGCGCGGACUCGACCUUCGGGGCGAUCGGCGGCCUCGCCGCCAUCAAGGAAUCCCUCGAGCGCGACGUCGUGGAGCCGCUGCAGAGGCCCGACGUGUUCUGCUCGCCCAACAUGAUGGCGCCCAAGGGACUGCUUCUGUACGGGCCGCCCGGCACGGGCAAGACGAUGCUUGCGCAGGCCGUGGCGAGCUCGGUGAACCUGUGCUUCAUCAAAGUGCAGGCAUCGGUGCUGCUGGACAAGUGGGUCGGUGAGACGAACAAGCUUGUCUCGGCGUACUUCACGCUGGCGCAGAAGCUCGCGCCGUGCGUCAUCUUCGUCGACGAGGUGGAUUCGCUGAUGGGCGCCCGGCGCGACGGCGACCACGAGCUGGUGGCGGCCUACAAGACGGAAUUCAUGCAGCUGUGGGACGGGCUGAAGGCGGGCGUGAUCGUGAUGGGCGCCACGAACCGCCCCGACAGCCUGGACGACGCCGUGAAGCGCCGCUUCAACCUGCGCUACGAGGUUCCCCUGCCCGACAGCGCGGGGCGUGCCCACAUUGUGCGGCUGCACCUCUUCCAGGACCACCGCCACCGCCUGGAGAUGCUCCUGGGCAGGUGCGACAGGAUCGGGGACGCGAGGGCGCGGGAGAGGAUCGCGAACGAGCUCGCGACCUACCUGGAGGCGUGCAGGGCGUCCUGGAGGGACCCCGUGAGGGGAGUCGACGCCAUGCCCGCGCAGCUCAACCGCGUCGGUGCGGUGUCGCUGGACACCUGGCAAGCGAUCCCUGACAUCGUCGCCUCCAUGGACGGGUGGUCGGGCAGCGACUUGGCCGACGUCGUACGCAAGGCCUUCAAGAUCGCAUACCAGGCGAACCCGACCGGACAGAGCGACCUCGACGGCGUUCUGCAGCGCAGAUGGUCGUGCGUGCGGCCGGAGCACGUCAGAACGGCGAUCCAGAACUCGAGGCCGUCCCACACAGACAUGGGCAUCUUCCUGCGCAACGCCAACCGCAGCGUGCCCGCGGAGCUGCUGGCCUCGAGCGACGCGGCGCAGAUGCGCGCCAUCCAGAUGCUUCUGCAUGCUCUCGGCGCCUCGGACGGCCCCGUGGGCCCGGCGCCGCAAUCGUAG